Messenger RNA from Staurois parvus, 480 nucleotides. Lineage: Eukaryota; Metazoa; Chordata; Amphibia; Anura; Ranidae. The record is from the annotation of a GenBank genome assembly.
CCAAUGAUGGGGUGCUAUUCCUCCCACUGACACCAAUGAUGGGGCAUGAUUCCUCCCGAUACCAAUGAUGAGGCACUACUCCUCCCACUGACACUAAUGAUGGGGCACUAUUUCAUCCACUGACACCAAUGAUGGGGCACUAUUCCUCCCACUGAUACCGAUGGGACACUAUUCCUCCCACUGACACCAAUGAUGGUGCCCCAUCAUGUCAGUGGGAGGAAUAGUGCCCCAUCAUUAGUCAGUGGGAGGAAUAGUGCCCCAUCAUUGGUGUCAGUGGGAAGAAUCGUGCCCCAUCAUUGGUGUCAGUGGGAAGAAUCGUGCCCCAUCAUUGGUGUCAGUGGGAGGAAUAGCGCUCCAUCAUUAGUGUCAGUGGGAGGAAUAGCACCCCAUCAUUGGUGUCAGUGGGAGGAAUAGCGCCCCAUCAUUGGUGUCAGUGGCAGGAAUUGCGCCCCAUCAUUGGUGUCAGUGGGAGGAAUAGUG